UUUAUAUUUUCUGGACAGCCUCUGCAUCAGCUAUUGGUUCCAUUUCUGUUUGAGAAAUACUGCAUCUCUUCUCCCUCACUCGCUCAACACCUCACUCAGCUGCUCCUUUCUCAAGUCUCAACCAGACCAAACAUGUUUUUCCACAUAGUAUUAGAGAGAAACAUGCAGCUUCAUCCCCGUCACUUCGGCCGUGAUCUUCGCGAAAAACUCGUCUCCAAACUCAUGAAAGAUGUAGAAGGCACUUGCAGUGGUCGGCACGGUUUCAUAGUGGCGAUUACUGGGAUCGAAAGCGUUGGGAAAGGUUUAAUUCGUGACGGGACGGGUUUUGUUACGUUCCCAGUGAAGUAUCAAUGCGUUGUGUUUCGACCUUUCAAAGGUGAGAUUUUGGAAGCUGUUGUUACCAUGGUUAACAAGAUGGGAUUUUUUGCUGAAGCAGGGCCUGUGCAGAUUUUUGUUUCAAAUCAUUUGAUACCAGAUGACAUGGAGUUUCAGUCAGGGGAUGUGCCAAACUAUACAACUUCAGAUGGCUCGGUAUGUAAUAUUUAUUUGCCUCUAUGUUGCUUAAAUCCUCCAAAAAUGCCGCUGCACCCAUGUCGGAUCCUUGAUGACGUCCAAUCCUACUCUCGAU
Molecule: messenger RNA, 628 nt
Organism: Nicotiana tabacum (common tobacco)
Lineage: Eukaryota; Viridiplantae; Streptophyta; Magnoliopsida; Solanales; Solanaceae
Source: RefSeq, a predicted model, not a curated record